AUGUGGCUCUUCCGGAACUGCGUUGCCGCUGUUGUGGCUGCCGAAGGGUUUCUGUGGCUACAGAACGACCCCCGGUUUUUUGUCCUUCCAGGAAACGGACAGGUUGCAAACCCUUGCGAUGGUAAACCAUGUGGCCCAGACGAAGCUGGUUCGUGCGUUAGCACGCCGUCUGGAUAUACUUGCGAGUGCGAACAAGGCUACGAUCUAGGCGUUGAAAAUGACCAGGUCACUUGCGUCGUGUCCCUAGUAAACGGUUUGGCGUCUGUACUAUCCUCAAGUAAGACUACAGCUUGCCGUUCUAACCCCUGUGGACCUACGGAAGCGGGCGUUUGCGAAGAUGCAACAAGCGGUUACAUUUGCCACUGUAAACCAGGUUACACUCCUGUCAACGGAAGAGGAGGGUUGACGUGCAAACAGAGCAGGACCCUUGAAUGGAGCCUUUGUGAGAAUAAUGCUUGUGGGCCAGCAAAUGCAGUACAAGAGUGCCGUCCAGUAGGGUAUUCAGGUCGUGUAUGUUUAUGCAAUGAAGGCUUCGAAGCGGUUAUGGAUGCCACUGCCGACAUCAAAUGUAAGCCUGCGUCCCCCCACCGUCACCGCCCUGACACGGGACCCGGCCGUGAUAGAGGAAUUACACCCACACCCGGGGAGUCCGGGGAAGGUGAAGAGGAUGGAAGCCGUGAGGACGAACCCGUGCCUGAAAGAGACAAUACAGACCGAACACCCCCGGCUAACGAUGGUACUCAACCAGAGGAAAAAAGCGGGGGAAAGAAAGAAGAAAGUAAAGGAUCUGCUGCAGCUAUUGCUGGGGGAGUUAUUGGAGGCCUCUUGCUGUUGGGCGCUGCCGGAGGGGGUGCUGCAUACAUGAUGAAAAGCAAAGGGAAUGAUGAAAGUGAGCAGGUAAAUUUCGAGACAGGUGAAGCGGGUGCUGAUAACACUGAUGAUGUCGAAGUGCUCGUUGAUAUGGAUAGCAAAACAUGGGAUUAA
Molecule: messenger RNA, 984 nt
Organism: Neospora caninum
Lineage: Eukaryota; Apicomplexa; Conoidasida; Eucoccidiorida; Sarcocystidae
Product: putative microneme protein MIC6
Exons: 1
Coding region: 1-984 (327 amino acids)
Source: RefSeq, a predicted model, not a curated record